UGACUAAUGCAACGCCCUGAUUUUCGUCAAUUUUUUCCCUCAAAGUAUUUUUCUUUUUGGUUUAAUUUUUGUAAGAUGCUAAUGAUUCAGUGCGAAAGUCAGUUGCUCUUUUGAGUUGCUUAGAUUUGAUGAAAUAUCAAAUGUUAUUCUUUUUCUUAUGUCAAAAAAAUAGGUUAGGCUAGACCAGCAAAAAUUAUGCUGAUAAGAAGACUUUUACAAGCUUUUUAAUCACAGUGUUGAGAAAAAAUGACUUCUGUAUUUGAUCAGUACGAGCAGGCCUCUCAAAGGUCAAAACAACCUGCACAGUCAUCUAUAAGGCCUGAGAUUAAUCCUGCUGGGCUCAUACAAAUGAAACUUCAAGAUGAAAUCCCUAUUUUUAUCAAGCAGAAGGUCAACUUCAUGCCUCCUGAUAAAAUUGUACAUAUGUGUGUCAGCAGCAAUUAUGUUGUAAUCGCAAUGGCUAAUAAUAUUAUCCUUAGGAUAGAUAUGAAACAGCCAGAUAAGCCAGAAGAAAUUGACAUCACUAAAUACCUUGGAAAUUUAAAAUUGUCUGGCAUGUUUCUUGACCCUUUAGGAUAUCAUUUGUUAAUAGCUGCUGCUCCAAAACAAAAUGACCCCACUUCAGUGCCAGAGCUUUUCUAUUUACAUAGAAAAGCAACAAAAUUCAAACAGUCUUCAAAGUUUAGAGGACAUGAAAUUACUGCAGUUGGCUGGAAUGUUACUAAUACAUCUGAAACCACUUCUGGACCCAUUUUACUUGGAUCUUCUAAAGGCCUCAUAUUUGAAACUGAAAUAGGUUUAGAUGGAGAUAAAAUAUUUACUACAAGUUUAGAGCAGUACUCAAAACAGGUUUUUGAUAUUGGUAAGGAUAGUAAACCCCCUAUAACUGGUAUAGAAUUCAGAAGAAUACCCAAUACAGAUAAAUAUGUUAUUAUAUUGACAACACUUAUUCGUAUUUAUCAAUAUAUUGGAGUUGUAAAUAAUCACGAAGAAAAGCCUCUUCUUCAACAAGUAUUUAGCAAAUAUUUAAAUAUUAAAGAGCGUUUUAAUCAAUUGGAAAGUUCAUUGCCAUAUUCAAAAAUGCAAUUCUAUUAUUCUUUUCCUCAAGAAUUUCCAAAAUCAUUCAGUUGGUUGACUGAAACUGGUAUAUUAUAUGCUCAGGUUGAUACAAAAUCAGAUCCAGAAAAUAUAUUGAUUAAUCAGCAGUUUUUGCCAUGUCCUGAAACUAGUCUAUUAAGCAGUAGUAUAAAUAACACAAAUAAAAAGAAAACAGCAGCUCCCCUUUCAUUUGUUCUUACAGAAUUUCAUGUUCUUCUUUUAUAUGUUGAUCAUGUGAAAGGUGUUUCUCUUUUAAAUCAGGAACUUAUUUUUGAAGAUAUUUAUAACGAUGCUUAUGGAAAACUUGUUAAUAUAGUUAAAGAUUGUACAAGUGGAUCAAUUUGGGCCUAUAGUGAAAGAGCAGUUUUUAAAUACAAAGUAACUAAAGAAGAUCGUAAUGUUUGGCAGGUAUACAUAGACAAAGGAGAAUUUGAUUUAGCAAAACAAUACUGCGGGGACAACCCAGCUCACAUUAACCAAGUACUUGUGAAACAAGCUGAGAAUUUGUUUAAUAAUAAAGAAUAUGAAAAAAGUGCACUUAUUUAUGCCGAUUCUCAUUCUUCCUUUGAAGAAGUUUGUCUGAAAUUCAUGGAAAAGAACCAAAUGGAAGCUCUGAAAACAUUUCUUGUGAAGAAACUUGAAGGUUUGAGACCGCAAGAUAAAACGCAAAUUACAAUGCUCGUAGUCUGGAUAGUCGAGCUCUUUGUGAGUCAAAUGGGCGAGAUCCGUUGCAGCGAAUCUACCACUUACCAACAAAAUCCGCGAUACGUAGAGCUUCAGAAACUAUUCGACAGUUUUCUCGCGAUUGACAAAGUCGAUGAUUGCGUGCGAAAAAAUCGCAGCGUCAUUUGUAAUAUACUGGCCAGCCAUGGUGACAAGGAUAUUUUGUUGAAAUUAUCCAUCAUGAAUCGCAAUUACGAAGAAGUAAUAAGACAGCAACUUUACAAGAGAAACUUCCUCGAAGCUUUGGAAGUGCUGAAGAGCCAGCCAAACAAAGAGUUAUUUUAUCAAUUUAUCAGCACGUUACUCGAUGAAUUGCCAAAACCAACGGUUGCAGCUAUUAUCGCUCAAGGAUCGUUGUUGAAGCCGUCCAGAUUGAUACCGGCUCUAGUCUCUUGUACAACAGAUGAAAAACAUGCCCGGGAGAUCAUACGCUAUCUGGAACACUGCAUUUAUGAGCAGAGUUGUCAAGAACAGGCAAUCCACAAUUUCCUACUUUCGCUCUACGUUCGUUACAAAAAAGACGAAGUUAUGCGCUACAUUAGCUCACAAGGUCAAGACAUAAGCAUGGUGCACUACGACGUUCGUUAUGCUCUGCGCCUCUGCAAAGAAAACGAUCUUACUGAAGCUUGCGUGCAAUUGUCCGCGUUGCUCGGCCUCUGGACGACGGCAAUCGAUUUAGCGCUGACCAUAAGCGUUGAUUUGGCUAAACAAAUUGCAGCCAUGCCGUCGCAUCACGGAAACGAUGAACUGAGAAAAAAACUUUGGCUUAAAAUCGCUGAACACGUUGUUAGAGAGAAGAACGAUAUUAAACAAGCGAUGGAAUUUUUGCAACAAUGCGAACUCGUUAGGAUUGAGGAUAUCUUACCAUUUUUCGACGAUUUCGUCACAAUUGAUCAUUUCAAGGAAGCUAUUUGCAAUUCUUUACAGGAAUAUAAUCGCCACAUGCAAGAUCUCAAAGAGGAAAUGGAAGAAGCUACCAAAGCCGCGGAAGUCAUCAGACAGGAUAUCAAAGCUUUUCGUAAUCGUUGCACAUUUGUCCACUCAAAGGACGUCUGUAAUAAUUGCAACAUACAGCUGCUUCUUCGACCUUUUUACGUGUUUCCCUGUGGACAUCGUUUCCACAGCGAUUGCCUAGUAGCAGCCCUCACGCCGAUGCUCACGUUGCAGGAUCAAACGAAACUGGCCGAAUUGCAACACCAGUUGACAAUGGCAACUAAUGGCGAUCUGAAUCGAGGCGGCGAUAAUGCGAGUAUCUCGGCUUCUCUCUCGACGAAGGAACAAAUCAAGGCCGAUAUCGACGAACUGAUUGCUUCAGAAUGUCUCUACUGUGGAGACUUGAUGAUAGAAUCUAUUGACAAGCCUUUCAUAGAUGAAGAUGAUUAUGAACGAGUUGUGAAAGAGUGGGCUUAAAACAUUCCAAUGUUAUGUACAAUUAAAUUCAUACUUCAGCUGUGGAGGCUGUAAGGGCUGUAUAUAAUGAAAUAAGAGAAACAUCAUGAAAUUAUUUCUCUUUGAUAAUUUUUAUAUGUAAAUAAGUUAUCUUAAAUUUGUGAUAAAUCAAUUUGAAUUUGAAGAAAUUGAUUUCGCAAGUUAAAAUUAUGUCAUCUUUUCUUUUAUUAAAUGCAAUGAAAUUUUUAUGUGCUUUUUUAAAAGCUUGCAGUUGUAUAAUAAACAAUGAAAUAUUAGAAAGUAA
This is a messenger RNA of Trichogramma pretiosum, 3514 nucleotides long. RefSeq names its product vacuolar protein sorting-associated protein 18 homolog (gene dor). Gene Ontology annotation, cellular component: endosome; HOPS complex. The coding region runs from base 247 to 3231 and encodes 994 amino acids. The record is from RefSeq and is a predicted model, not a curated record. Gene Ontology annotation, molecular function: protein-macromolecule adaptor activity. Gene Ontology annotation, biological process: endosome organization; endosome to lysosome transport; lysosome organization. The transcript has 19 exons. Lineage: Eukaryota; Metazoa; Arthropoda; Insecta; Hymenoptera; Trichogrammatidae.